AUGACCUGGGCUUCCAUCCUGAAGAACCUCCUCAUGGUCUGUGUCUUCACCUCCUCUGCUGUCAGCACUGUGGUGCCUUCCUUAAGCCUAAUGGCCCAGGAGAAAGGCUGUUCCACGAAUGUGUGUGCUCCGCUUUUAUUCUCUGCAACUCUGGGGGGCCAACGAACAUUUGCAUAUGAACACCAAUGCUGCGAACAGGAACAGUGCAACAAGGACCUACAACUGUCUCAGCUUUCUUCACAAACCAAUGGUGUGGAAUGUCCUGCCUGCUAUAAUGAGACACACAUGUCAUGUGACCCCGUCCUGCUAAAGUGCACAGGGACACAGACAAGAUGUAUUGAAGUCAUUAGCACAGGAGUGCCAACCAAUGGUCCUUCUUCCUUAGUUUUCUAUGGAAUGGGCUGUGCUACUGAAACUGCCUGUGGCUUGAACAUGCAUGUCUUUGGUGACUUAAGAGUCAUAGCCUUAUGCACUUCGACUAAUGGGAGCCCUCUACUCCGUUCAAUCUCACCAGUUUUACCUGGUCUUCUCCUACUGAAAGUCUUGCUUUGA
Molecule: messenger RNA, 552 nt
Organism: Jaculus jaculus (lesser Egyptian jerboa)
Lineage: Eukaryota; Metazoa; Chordata; Mammalia; Rodentia; Dipodidae
Product: protein RoBo-1-like
Exons: 5
Coding region: 1-552 (183 amino acids)
Source: RefSeq, a predicted model, not a curated record